Molecule: messenger RNA, 1590 nt
Organism: Aspergillus glaucus CBS 516.65
Lineage: Eukaryota; Fungi; Ascomycota; Eurotiomycetes; Eurotiales; Aspergillaceae
Product: putative amino acid permease
Exons: 3
Coding region: 1-1590 (529 amino acids)
Biological process (GO): amino acid transmembrane transport
Cellular component (GO): membrane
Molecular function (GO): amino acid transmembrane transporter activity
Source: RefSeq, a predicted model, not a curated record
AUGUCGAAUUCGUCGUUGGAUGGUUCCCAAACCACGCGCAGGGUCAAUACAGAGUCAUUAUCACAAGACGAUCCAGUCCUGCAAAGCAGUCAAGAUCUCCCCUCGACGACCCCCAAAUGCGAGGCACGACCUACGAACAAGUAUGGAGUGAUGAAGCCACACCAAGUCACCAUGAUGAUUGCGUAUGCGUUUGUUGGUGUGGUGGUAUAUCUGGUUUUGUGUGCGGCUGGAGAAGUGGCAUCAUGGUCUCCAGUCCAGUCCACAGUGGCUGGCCAUGCGGUUCGGUUUUGUGAUCCUGCUUUGGGCUUUGCGAUUGGUUGGAUAUACUGGUUGAAAUACGUCGUCGUCGUCCCGAAUCAAUUGACAGCUGCUGCAUCAUUGAUCUCGUUCUGGGCGGAAACGCAGUGCGUCAACGCCGGGGUUUGGAUUACUGCGUUCUUGAUUAUCAUCAUUACUGCGAAUUACUAUGCAUCGUCAUUCUUUGGGACAUAUGGAGUCGUAUUGUCGUCCUUUAAGAUAUUCGUGGUGCUGGGACUUGUCAUACUGUGUGCCGCUUUUGCGGUUGGGAUCCGCUCCGAAGCUUUAAAUUGGAGGGAUUCUAAUUUUCAUCAUGAAGAUGUCGAAUGGCCUGAGUAUCUCUAUGCUCUUUGUGACACUCUACCGUCUGCAAUACUCGCCUACCUAGGCAGUGAAAUGAUCGGGAUGACUAUUCUACAGACACAAGACCCUCGCAAGACCACUGCGCGUGCGAUUAGAUUGACAUCCUACCGGAUUGUGGUGCUCAACAUUGUCAGUAUCAUCGUCGUGGUAAUACUUGCCCUUUACGGUUUGGUCAGGUCGAAUGAAAAUGACAACCUUCCCAUGUCAGCUCUUAUUGUGGCAAUUCAAAUGGCGGGCAUUCCAGUGCUUCCACACAUCGUCAAUGCCUGCAUUCUGCUGUUUGCACUGUCAUCUGCUACCUCUAGCCUCCACGUGGCGACUGGAACAUUGUACCGAAUGUCUCUGGAUAAAAAGGCCCCUGCCUGUCUGUCCUUCACAGAUCGACGAGGGAUUCCCAUCUCUGGGUUGUGCCUGUCUUCCUGUUUGGCAACGCUGGCCUAUUUGAAUGUUUUUGCCGACUCCAAGUUCCUCUUUCGCUACUUCAUGAACCUUGUCACCAUGCUCAGUAUUCUGACCUGGGUUUCCAUUCUUGCCACGCAUCUUUCGUUUGACCAAGCCCGGAGAGCGCAAAGGAUUCCGGAUGAGGUCCUGGUAUUCAAAGCACCACUGGGACAGUUUGGGUCAUGGGUUGCGCUCGUCUCAUGCGUCAUGAUCACUUUGUUCAGGACUUUUGGUAUCUUCGACCAUCACGGAGUUGACUACACGGCAUUUGCAACCUCGUAUCUGGGCCUUCCUCUCUACUUCUCGCUCAUCAUCGGAUACAAAGCCACCACUCGGUGCAGGAAAGUCGAUCCCACUGAGGCAGGUCUUUUCAACGACGUAGCACCCAUUAACACAGUGGAACCUGGGUCUUUAAGUGGAGAAUUUGCAAAAGCACAUGAUAGACAUACACAAAGGGUGCAGCAGUUUGUGAGACUUUGGGUGCUUUGA